Molecule: messenger RNA, 1035 nt
Organism: Cricetulus griseus (Chinese hamster)
Lineage: Eukaryota; Metazoa; Chordata; Mammalia; Rodentia; Cricetidae
Source: RefSeq, a predicted model, not a curated record
AAAUCUGACCUUGAGAACAGUGUGAUGCAGAAGAAAAUAAAAAUCCCCAAACUUUCUCUCAGUCAUGUAGAAGACGAUGGGGAGGCUAAAGACUAUGGGGAAGAAGAUUCACAGCUUCGACACAUCAAGAGACCGGAGGGGCGGAAGCCUAGUGAAGCGGCCCACAAGAGUAUCGAGGCAGUGGUGGCCCGGCUAGAGAAACAGAACGGCCUGAGUCUGGGUCACAGCACUUGUCCCGAAGAGGUUUUUGUGGAGGCCUCACCGGGAACAGAGGACAUGGACAGCCUGGAGGAUGCCGUUGUGCCCCGGGCUCUGUAUGAGGAGCUGCUGCGAAACUACCAGCAGCAACAGGAGGAGAUGCGCCACCUCCAGCAGGAGCUGGAGCGGACUCGGAGGCAGCUGGUACAGCAGGCCAAGAAGCUCAAGGAGUACGGGGCACUGGUGUCUGAAAUGAAGGAGCUCCGAGACCUCAACAGGAGACUCCAAGAUGUGCUGCUCCUGCGGCUUGGCAGCGGUCCCGCCAUUGACUUGGAAAAAGUAAAGUCAGAAUGUCUCGAGCCCGAGCCGGAGUUACGGAGCACUUUCAGUGAGGAAGCAAAUACGUCGUCCUAUUACCCUGCUCCUGCGCCUGUCAUGGACAAGUAUAUCCUAGACAAUGGCAAGGUUCAUCUGGGAAGCGGGAUUUGGGUUGAUGAGGAGAAAUGGCACCAGCUACAAGUAACCCAAGGAGAUUCUAAGUACACAAAGAACUUGGCAGUCAUGAUCUGGGGAACAGAUGUUCUGAAAAACAGAAGUGUCACAGGAGUCGCCACAAAAAAAAAGAAGGAUGCAAUCCCGAAGCCACCCCUCUCUCCUCACAAGCUAAGCAUCGUCAGAGAGUGUUUGUAUGACAGAAUAGCACAAGAAACAGUGGACGAAACUGAAAUUGCACAGAGACUCUCCAAAGUCAACAAGUACAUCUGUGAGAAAAUCAUGGAUAUCAACAAAUCUUGUAAAAAUGAAGAACGAAGGGAAGCAAAAUACAAUUUGCAAUAA